AUGGACGUUUUGGGCUCUUUCUUGCCGCUGAGCUCCAGCUCCGUGUUGGGCUCCGCGCUGGUGCUUCUCGUCGCCUAUGCGGCCUGGUCGUCGGCCUCCAGGUCUUCGGAGCCCCGGCGGGAGGAGCCUCCGGGUCCCAGGCCGCUGCCGCUGCUCGGGAACUUACUCCAGCUCAACCUGCACAAACCGCAUAGGACCCUACUGGAGAUGUGGAAGAAGUACGGUCCAGUGUUCACCUUCCGCAUGGGCCCCAAUACGGUGGUGGUUCUGGCCGGUUACAAGACAGUCAAGGAGGCCCUGGUCGAGUACGCCGAAGAGUUCGGAGAACGGGAACCAAUAAAAACGGCUAAGGAGGUCAAGCUGUCGCACGGCGUCCUGUGGAACAACGGAGACUCGUGGAAGGAGAUGCGUCGCUUCGCUUUGAGCAACCUCAGAGACUUUGGGAUGGGCAAGAAGGCGUGCGAGGACAAGAUCCUGGAGGAAUGUCAGCACCUCUUGGAUGUCUUCAAGAAUUUCAGAGGUGACUUUAUCAGCUCCACGUACGUUCCAGUGUCCAAAUUGAUGAUGUCGGUUCCGGUGUCAGGCGAAGCGUUCGACACGCAGCAGCCGAUCAACUACGCCGUGUCCAACAUCAUCUGCUCGCUGGUGUUUGGCAGCAGGUUCCGCUACGACGACCCCGCCUUCACAGCCAGGGUGGAGCGCACCAGCAGAAGCAUCCAGCUCUUCGGCAGUCCGUCCAUGCAGCUUUACAACAUGUUCCCGUGGCUCGGUCAUUGGUUCUACUCAGGAAGCAGGGAGCUCCGCAGUCUGGCGAUGGCCAACCGGAAGCAGGCCACGGAACUGAUCCAGGGUCUGAAGGAGACUCUCGACCCGCAGAGCAGCCGAGGCUUUGUGGAUGCCUUCCUCAUCCGACAGCAGCAGCAGGAGGACUCUGGGGACGUGGGUCACUUCCACAAUACCAACCUUCUGAUGACCGUCUCCAACCUGUUUAGUGCCGGCACGGAAACCACCUCCACCACGCUUAGAUGGGCGCUCCUCCUCAUGGCAAAGUAUCCCCACGUACAAGAGAAGGUCCAGGAUGAGCUGAGGCAGGUGAUCGGGGGUCGUCAGGUGCAAGUGGAGGACCGCAAGAACUUGCCCUUCACCAACGCCGUCAUCCACGAGACGCAGAGGCUGGGCGACAUCAUUCCCAUGUCGCUCCCGCACCGGACCAGCCGGGACGUCACCUUCCGAGGUUACUUCAUCAAGAAGGGCACGAUCGUGUACCCCCUGCUGACGUCGGUCCUCCACGACGAGAGCGAAUGGGAGAAGCCCACUUCCUUCCAUCCUCAACAUUUCCUGGACAAGGACGGAAAGUUCGUCAAGCCCGACGCCUUCAUGCCUUUCUCGGCAGGUCGCAGGGUUUGCCUGGGAGAGAGCCUGGCUCGCAUGGAGCUCUUCCUCUUUUUCGUCACGCUGCUGCAGCAUUUUUGCUUCCGGCCUCCCCCGGGGGUCUCGGAGGACCAGCUGGACCUGACCCCCCAGGUGGGCGGCACGCUCAGCCCCGCCCCCCACAAGCUUCGCGCCGUCGCUAUUAUUUCAACGACCGAAUUGAACUGAAUUGGACGAUUUCCGCUCAUGUAAAUGAUCCAUCUUUACUAUGACUCGAAUUUAAUUCUUUACUUUUACAACUUCAUUUGUCCUGGAAUCAAAAAUCCAUAAAUCCAAUCACAUGCGGGUUCAAAGAUCACUUGUUGUGUUAUUUGCGUUAAACAUUAAACACGAGCUGAGCGCCGGAGAUUCGGUUGCUGACAUUUAUCGAAAGAAUAACGAACACACACUCUCAGAAUAAAUAAUAAAAGGAG
Molecule: messenger RNA, 1844 nt
Organism: Syngnathus typhle (broad-nosed pipefish)
Lineage: Eukaryota; Metazoa; Chordata; Actinopteri; Syngnathiformes; Syngnathidae
Product: cytochrome P450 2K1-like
Exons: 8
Coding region: 1-1599 (532 amino acids)
Biological process (GO): xenobiotic metabolic process
Cellular component (GO): cytoplasm; intracellular membrane-bounded organelle
Molecular function (GO): oxidoreductase activity, acting on paired donors, with incorporation or reduction of molecular oxygen, reduced flavin or flavoprotein as one donor, and incorporation of one atom of oxygen; heme binding; iron ion binding
Source: RefSeq, a predicted model, not a curated record